Messenger RNA from Phialemonium atrogriseum, 2319 nucleotides. RefSeq lists its product as uncharacterized. The record is from RefSeq and is a predicted model, not a curated record. The coding region runs from base 333 to 2168 and encodes 611 amino acids. NCBI's taxonomy places the organism in Eukaryota, Fungi, Ascomycota, Sordariomycetes, Cephalothecales, Cephalothecaceae. The transcript is spliced from 2 exons.
CUGAAGCCGUACUCCACGGCAGGAUGCUAUCCCCGCCCCUUGAUUGUUACUGUUCUUGGAUCUGUCAGGAAUGCAGGACCCAUGAGGCUUUGUCGUGGCUUUGAACUGGGUGCGGACUUCUUCUCUGGAAUGCGAUAUAAAGCUAUUUGCUUCUCAUUUCACCGUUCUUUGUUGGCCAUGCAGCUCGCACGUCUCUCUGCGUUUUUCCCCUUGGCUAGAUUCUUGUCUCUUUCACACGCCGUUCGCGGGCAUGACUUUCCCAACUUUUCAUUGUUCUUGCUAGAGCCCUGGCUGGAUGCGACUCAUGGUUUCCUGCCACAAGCAUCAUCGUAAUGCAAUGCACUUCAUUGUCAUUGCCAGGAGGGAAUCUUCCCGCACCGGCUGGGGAAGGAAGAAACACCACCUACAGCCCACGCUCGUUUUACAUAAGGCCAACCUCUCCCGGUACGCCAGGCGCUGAGAACGAAACCCAGGACAGCACGGAGAGGAAUACCUGCAAUUCCCCAACGAUGGACAACUUUACCAAGAAACCCAGGAUCUACAAUCCUGACGAGACCGCAUACGCCGUCGGUCCAAAGAACAAGUAUGCUCGCAACCUGCUCGAUAUCCUCGGCAUCGAAGAGAGCCGGCUGGUCCCGCAGGCUGAGCCCGGCUCAACCAGACGGCGUCGGACGCUCAAGGCGCUGCGGGGAUGGAGGCCGACGCAGAUGCGCUUCACGAAGGAGUGGCCAAACGAGGAGCUCCCCGAUGGAUGGUACGACAUGGCCUACAUGGACCUCUUCAUACGCGUGCAGAACUUUGCCAACAAGUACUUCAAGUUCGAGGACAUCCCAGCCGUCCCGGGCGAGUCACCGUGGCUCGACGGCUUCUCGGACGAGUUCAUCUACUACGCCGGCACGAUCGCGAGGCAGGACAAGCACCGCGGUGGAUGGGAUGCAAUCCUGACGUCCAAGGCCACGCGCAAUUCUCUGGUGAUCGGCGUCAUUGCCAAGGUCCUGGGCAUCAGCGUCUUCGACAAGCUGCUCUUCGGCGCCGACAAGGUGCAGGAGGAGAUGCUCGCUGCCCAAGACGAGGCCACAAUAGAGACCGAAGGCUACCGCCGCACCGACCUGCGCGCCCUGUCGGUGCGCACCUGCAUGGGCGACGACAUCGUGACGCCCAACUUCUGGCCGGCCGUCGACGCGCUGACGAUGCAGCUCCUGGCCCUGCUGCUCCCGGCGCUCGACCUCGUGGACCGGCAUUUCGCCGGCAGCCGCGCCGCCAACCCGCUGCGCGCCGUCCACCAGGACCUGCACCACGUCGUCGCCGAGGCCGCGUACCUGUCCAUCGCCAUCCGCUGGUCCGGGUCCAUCUUCCGCUUCGUCACGCCGCUGCCGGGCCAGCAGUGGGAGCUCGACCAGGACAACGUCGACAACGACGUCUACGAGGCCUCCAAGGCCGCCGCGGUUGCCGCGAUGCCCGCGGCGGCGGCGGCCCCUAUGCAGAAAGGAGACGGCGCCGGUGCCGAGACCAAGGGCAACCUCGCCGCCCAGCCCUGGCUCCUAGCCAAGGUGCAGAUAAUCCAGUGGCCCGAACUCCAGCGCUGGACCCCCGUCGGCGACCCCGCCGCAGCUGACCCCUCUUUUCCCGACGGGGACGGGGACCCCGGCCCGGGCGCGGGCGAGACCGUCUCGUCCAUCAUGCGCAGCCGAGUCGUCUACUACGCCGGCGUCACGGGAGACGAGGCCGACGCCGCCGAGGCGGUGCCGGAGCUGGCCGACUACGUGCGCGGCCUGCGCGCGGCGCGGCGGAGGCGGCGCGUGAGGCCCUUCGCACUGGGUGCUGCUGCUGCGGCGGCCGCGGCGGCCGCCGUCGUCGCGGCGGGGUUGCUCGUCUUUGCUGUGCUGGUGCUGCUGGGUGGUGUCGGGGGUGAUGGGGGCGUGGCUGGCGCGGAGGCGGCGAGGGCGCGGGGGUUGGUGGAGGGAGGUCUUGCUUGGGUGGCGGUGGCGUGGAGGGACGUCUUGUCGUGGCUCUUCUAUCUCUGGGACCUGAUGGGGAGGGUGUUUGGUCAGACUGGGAACGUGGGUCGUGCCCCGUUGCCGCUGGCUACGGAGACGGUUUCGGUUCCGAUUGGUACUCCUGGUCCCGUGUCUUCUCCCACUGGUAUCUGGAAGUUUAAGGCGGCCUGAGUCUUCACUGCGGGGGGUUUUCGGAGGUCUGAUGUAUGCUUUAAUCACGGAGGCGGUCUCUCUUGGCUUGAGUCUUAUCUCCGGGAUGCAUCGAUUGGGUAGGUAGAGGUAGUCAACUACUGUGAUUUAUUGUUGGGAUUGCGCAACACGC